AUGGCGCUGGAUGCAUCAAACGGUUAUGUUGCUCCCAGCAACUUAACUGAAACCCCCGACUCCGCACUCUUCGAUGUCCGACGUGUUCAGCUUCAGUUCCCUCUCGCUGCGGAUUUCGUCGCUGCGCAAGUUGCGAACAAUGUACUCAUCCUGGCUCUUGCAACCAAUCGUAUUCUUAGAAUAGACUUGGAAGCUCCCGAAGACAUAGACGACAUCGACCUUCCAAAGAAGUCCUCGGAAAUAGGAGUUAUUCGUCGCAUGUUCCUGGACCCUUCCGCAUCCCACUUAAUCAUUACCACCACCCUUGGCGAGAACUACUAUCUCCACACUCAGUCGAGGCAACCCAAGCCACUGUCGCGGUUGAAGGGAGUUUCAAUUGAGAGCAUCGCCUGGAACCCAUCGCUUCCGACCGCUUCUACGAGGGACAUACUUUUAGGCGCUACAGAUGGCUAUAUAUAUGAGGCUUAUAUCGAACCCUCCACCGAGUUCUAUCGCCGCGAGGAGAGAUACGUCACCGCUGUGUAUAAAGUGCCGGAGGCGUCGCCGGUGACAGGACUUUGGGCGGAGUUGGUUCAAACUCAGUCGGAGCAGAGGCGCGUGUUGAUAGCGACACAUGGCAAGUUAACGUAUUUCCUAGGGCGGACAGGAAGACAUGGAAGAGAAGGUGGAGGCUCCAUAUACACUGAUCUCUUCCAACGAGAAACGCCCUUAGUGCAUGAGGCCCAAAAGGCUUCAAACGCUGCGCCUUCAACCCUGGCCAUAUCACCAAGCGUUGCGGAUGGUAAUCCUGCAAAGGAGUUUGCGUGGCUUAGCUCCCAAGGUGUAUAUCAUGGCCAGCUUCCAUACUCUUCCGACAAAGUGAACCAACCGUUUGAGAGUGCGAAUAUGCUUCCGCGGUCAUUUUUCCCAGCUACUGAAUCUGCACGAGGAGGCAAAAGACUUAUUCAGAAUCCUAUUACUGCUAUGACGCUUUCGCAGUGGCAUAUUCUAACCCUCGUUGAGGGUAGGGUUAUUGCCGUGAACCGCAUGAACGAAGAGAUUGUUUAUGAUCAAGCUGUAUUGGAGCCGGGACAGAGUACGCUGGGCCUCUUGGCAGACUCUACACAAAAUACCUACUGGUUGUUCACCAAUCAAGAAAUCUUCGAAAUCGCAGUCGAGGACGAGGACAGAGAUAUCUGGAAGGUGUUUCUGCAGAAACAAAUGUUUGAUGAAGCCCUCCAUUACGCACGCUCCAGCGCACAAAAGGAUGCCGUUUCCACUGCUUCAGGUGACUUUCUUGCCAGCAAAGGCCGUUUUCAGGAGGCAGCCAAAGUCUGGGGUAAGAGUAGCAAGGGAUUCGAGGAGGUCUGUUUGACUCUGAUCAAUGGUGGGGAGCACGACGCUUUGCGGAAAUACCUUCUUGGCCAAUUAUCAACCUACAAAAAAUCAUCGUCAAUGCAGCGGAUAAUGGUUGCAAGCUGGUUGGUAGAGGUUUUCAUGACCAAAUUGAACUCCCUGGACGACAACAUAGCCACCAGCGCUGAAGUGGCGGAGGGAACAAGUACCGAAGAUAUCAAAGGCCAACUCAGUACUGUCCGCUCUGAGUUCCAGGAGUUCGUCACUAAGUAUAAAUCGGACCUCGAUAAGAAGACGGUGUACGGCAUAAUCAGUAGCCACGGUCGGGAAGAGGAGCUGCUAUAUUUCGCCACAGCCGUCAGCGAUCACAACUAUGUGCUUUCUUACUGGAUCCAACGCGAGAAGUGGCCAGAGGCUCUGAAUGUUCUCCAGAGACAAAGUCACCCUGACGUGUUCUACAAAUACAGCAGUGUACUUAUGACCCACGCAGCUACUGGUUUGGUCGAUAUCUUGAUGCGCCAGACGAACCUUGACCCUGAGAAACUUAUACCUGCUCUCUUGAACUACAAUAAAAUGACAAAUGUUCCGCUUAGCCAGAACCAAGCGGUCCGGUACCUCAAUUUUAUCAUUGUCAACCACCCAAAACCAUUACCUGCAGUGCAUAACACACUCAUCUCAAUACAUGCUUCGAGUCUCUCCUCCUCAGAAGCAGGGCUCUUAACCUAUCUUCAGUCACAAGCUUCAACUCCACCCCCGUAUGAUGCCGAUUUUGCCCUUCGUCUUUGUAUUCAACACCAGCGCUUUCAGUCAUGCAUCCAUAUCUACAGCGCCAUGGGACAGUAUCUCCAAGCAGUAGAGCUGGCUCUGCAGCAUGAAGAUAUUGAACUAGCAGCUAUCAUUGCUGAUAGACCGGAAGGGAACGACAAGCUUCGGAAGAAAUUAUGGCUUCUCGUGGCCGAGAAGAAGAUUCAACAACCUGGAACCGGCAUCAAAGACGCUAUUGAGUUCCUUCGGCGAUGCGAACUCCUCCGCAUCGAAGACUUGAUCCCGUUCUUUCCAGACUUCGUUGUCAUCGAUGAUUUCAAGGACGAGAUAUGCAGUGCUCUGGAAGAUUACUCUCGUCAUAUUGACGCCCUGCGCCAGGAAAUGGAUAACUCAGCACAUACGGCACGACAAAUCCGAUCUGAAAUCGCGGCUCUGGAUAUGCGCUACGCCAUCGUCGAACCCGGAGAAAAGUGUUGGCUUUGUUCAUUGCCUGUGCUGAGUCGCCAAUUCUUCGUUUUCCCAUGUCAACACGCCUUCCAUAGCGACUGUUUGGGAAAGGAAGUACUUGAGGGAGCCGGUGGCAAAAAGAAGUAUAUACGGGAUUUACAAGCGCAGCUAAACAAGAGCGACAUAAGCUCAUCUCGACGGGAGGAGAUUGUCAAAGAACUAGAUGGGUUGAUAGCAGAGGCUUGUAUCCUCUGCGGAGACCAUGCGCUCAAACAUAUUGAUAAGCCAUUCAUAACGGCCUCUGACGCGGUAGACGACUGGGCAUUGUGA
Aspergillus oryzae RIB40 is the source of this 2877-nucleotide messenger RNA. Its product is annotated as vacuolar protein sorting protein DigA. Bases 1 to 2877 code for a protein of 958 amino acids. Gene Ontology annotation, molecular function: protein-macromolecule adaptor activity. The record is from RefSeq and is a predicted model, not a curated record. Gene Ontology annotation, biological process: vesicle-mediated transport; endosome organization; organelle fusion. Gene Ontology annotation, cellular component: endosome; HOPS complex. Lineage: Eukaryota; Fungi; Ascomycota; Eurotiomycetes; Eurotiales; Aspergillaceae. The transcript is spliced from 3 exons.